Messenger RNA from Naegleria fowleri, 2475 nucleotides. RefSeq lists its product as uncharacterized. The transcript has a single exon. NCBI's taxonomy places the organism in Eukaryota, Heterolobosea, Eutetramitea, Acrasida, Naegleriidae. Gene Ontology annotation, molecular function: phosphorelay sensor kinase activity. The coding region runs from base 1 to 2475 and encodes 824 amino acids. Gene Ontology annotation, biological process: phosphorylation; phosphorelay signal transduction system. The record is from RefSeq and is a predicted model, not a curated record.
AUGCCCGAAGCAGCCUCGGCAAGUGCACCACCGUCGUCGUCUUCAUCUUCCAAUAAGGAGAUUCCUCUUGGUCCUUCUCCUGCUUCCGAACAACCGCAACAAGAAUAUGCUGAGAAAGCAUUAUUAGAUCACUUGUUGGAGCAAAGAAAGAUUCAUAACAAGGCCGGAUUGUCCUUAUCCGUGCUUCCAAUUAUUUUCGCAUUGACUUUUUGUCCCCAUCCAAAGUAUUGGCUCUUUCUUUGUAUCUCAGCGGGGGAAAUUGCUUUUCAAAUAUCAUUGAAUGCCAUUGUUCCGAAUACUCUGAAAGGAUUUGUUUCCACCAACAUUUUACGAAUUGUUGGGAUGAUUCUUGUUCAACUUUUGGUCUACACAAUUUUUGGUCCUUUCUUUCCUUAUCAUGUACUUUCUACAUUUAAAAUUCUCAUCACCACAAAGAAUUUUUGCUUUAAUUUGAAGCUCAUGUUGUUUGCAGGAUUCUCACUGAUUUUUGGAGCUUGUACUGCAAUGAUUAUUUCCUUUCGGAUUUGGAAACACAAUCUGCAUCAAGAGGAAAUCAGUCUCUUUUAUUCAAAGCUAUCAGAAGUGUUUAUUUUACAGUGUGGUGUCACUCUAGGCGCCUAUUUAUUCUCUGACGCUUUGUCCAGAACGAAUCGAGAAUUCACGAGACAACAAGUAGAAAUUACGAAAGAAAAGGUAAAAAGCUCUGAAAAAUCUAAAUUCAUCGCCAAUUUGAGUCAUGAAGCAAGGAAUCCUCUUCAAUGCAUUAUGGGAAGUUUACAAGUGCUACAUCACCAAUUCGAAGGAGAACAGUGUUUACAAAGUUGUAAGCAUUGCUUCCUUAAAAAUGCAUCCAUUUCUGAAACUUUGGAAGAUAUUAAGGAAAAUGCAACGUUGCUCUUGCACAUAUUUUCUUCAUCCUUACAAAUGAGCUCUCUUGAAAUUGGUUCAAUAAUCAUCAAUUCUGAACCGUUUUCAAUUGUAUCUCUGGUGGAUUCAUUGGUGAGUGUUUUUUCACAUCUUGCUCACGAAAAGAAAAUUGUAUUGCAUGCGUUUUGCAAUGUUUCUCAAUUACCGUCAAUAGUAAAAGGGGACUCGAUUAGGAUCAGCCAGAUUUUGAUGAAUCUGAUUUCGAAUGCUAUUAAAUACACAAAACAGGGAUUUGUGAGAGUGAAUUGCUGUGCUGCGACGGAUCAAGAUUUAAAAGAUUGGGAUAAUGAAAGGAUCUCUCAAUCAACUGACCAUUCCUCAGGAACAAUUUUUGUGAAAUUGGAAUGCAUAGAUACGGGGUGCGGUAUUUCGCAGGAUCAACUACAUAGCCUAUUCCAACCCUUUCACAUAAUUGAAAAUCAUGAGGAUGUUCGAUUAGGUUUUGAGCAAUACUUUAUGCAAUCAGGGAAUAUAAACAAAUUGGGCGAUGGAGGAAGCAGUUUAAUAUAUACUAAUAGAAAUGGACUUGGCUUGAGCAUUGCAAAGCUUCUAAUUAACAAAAUGAAUGGGCAUAUUAGUGUUAAAAGUGUUGUCAACAAAGGAACCACCAUGACUAUAAUUUUACCACUAGAAAGAGUCAACGAAGUCGAUGAGCAUACGUUAACUAUUCCCAACAAUCAAGAUGCAGAAAUGAAAAGUGCAAAAACAGUAUGGAUUAUUGACAAGGAUGAAUACUUUAGAGAUGUUUUGAAAUGUUAUCUUAAACUGUUUAACCAAUUCAGCGAGAUAUUAGAGUUUGACAGCAUCCAAAACCUUUCCUCAUUACUCAAGUCAUCAUCUCCUGAUUUUUUAUUUCUUGAGGAGACAGAGUUUGAACAUGUACGAAAUAAGUUUCCCACCCUUAAUUUCGUUCUAACCUGCGAGAGAGGAGCAAGACGACAUUAUUUGGAACAUCGAUAUCUUGCAAAGCCAGUGAGAUUUAAUGAACUUCGAGAGACAUUACUAACGUUGCCGAAUGGUGGGUGUGUUAGUUCCGGAAAAAACAAAGAUGAGGCGAAUCAAGAUGAACACUCUAACAAAGAAUUAAGUCAUAAAUCUGACAUGUCAUUUGAUGAAUAUUCUGUGUUGCUUGCAGAUGAUAAUGAAAUUAACAGAAAAGUACUCGAUAGAAUGAUGAAAAUUAUUGGUUUUAAGGACAUUGAUCUCGCAAAGGACGGUAUGGAAUGCUUUGAGAAAUACAAACAAAAAUCAUAUGAUCUUAUUCUAUUAGAUUGUGUCAUGCCAAUAAUGAGGUAUGUACAGCAUGCGUUUGAAAACGAAAUGAAUUUUUCGAUUUUCAUUAGUGGAAAAGAAGCAUGUGAGAUGAUAAGAAGAGUAGAAAAAAACCAAGGCAACCACAUCAAAACAGCAAAAAUUGUUGCAGUUACAGCAAAUACAUGGGAACAGAAAGAGCAUUUGCUAAAUCAAGGGUUUGAUGAAGUUGCAUAUAAACCCAUUAUCUUAGACAGUUUCAAACAACUACUGGUGAAAGUUCUAAAGAGCCAAUGA